GCUUCCCCUCCAAAGUCCCGCAACUGUUUUUCUCAGAGGGUUUUACAUUUUGCAGCCAACCAUGUUGCAACCCCAGAAAGGAAGGGCCACAAGAGAGCCAGAGGGUUCGCAGCCAACGUCGUUGCAAGUGAGAACUCCCAAGACUGGAAAGGCCAGAAGAGAGCUAGAGAAACGUGCCCCCAAGAUCGUUGAGACCGGGAAGAAGACGUUGAUUCUUCACGGUAGGAAGACGAGCAAUGUGGUUAACUCUGUGUUAUCGGACCUUUACCAUUUGAAGAAGGACAGUGCUGUGAAAUUCAGCCGCAGGAAUGAAGAUAUUAGCCCUUUUGAAAGUGGGGGUGAUACUUCCCUUGAGUUCUUCUCUCAUAAAACCGAUUGCAGCAUUUUCGUCUUUGGCUCUCACUCAAAGAAGCGGCCUGACAAUCUUGUCAUAGGGAGAACUUAUGAUCACCAUAUAUAUGAUCUCAUAGAGGUUGGGGUUGAAAACUAUAAACCAUUGGAAUCAUUUACAUAUGACAAGAAACUAGCACCACGUGUGGGCACGAAACCUUUCGUUUGCUUUAUUGGAGAAGGAUUUGAAAGCGCAGGAGAACUGCAACAUUUGAAGGAAGUUUUGCUUGAUCUGUUACGAGGAGAGGUUGUAGAGAAAUUAAAUCUUGCCGGUUUAGACCGUGUAUAUGUAUGUACAGCUAUAUCUCCUAAGAAAGUGGUUCUUACUCAGUGUGCACUGCGACUGAAAAAAUCUGGCACUGUAGUUCCACGGAUGGAACUAGUUGAAGUUGGCCCCUCCAUGGAUUUAGUAGUUCGUCGGCAUCGUCUUCCUAAUGAAAGCCUAAGGAAAGAAGCAAUGAGAGAAGGCAAAAAUCAGCCCAAGAAGGACAAGAAUAUUAAACAGGACCUACUGCGGGGCAAGGUUGGGAAAAUCAACAUCCCGGAUCAAAAGAUUGGAGAUACGGUGUAUUAUCACACAAAGGUUGGUGAUACAUUUGUGCCUAGCAAAACAAAGGGAGUUAAAAGGGAGCGCCGUGAAGCUAGAAUGAAACACGAAGGUAACGAGCGUGCACCAAAGGUUCAAGACAUGCUUGAGCCCAAGAAAACAAAAAAACUUAAAAGGGAGCGCCGUGAUCCUACGACUACUGAGGAUGCCGAGUGAUUCUCUUUAGACAAGCAGACAGCUGAUCGGCCAAUGCUUGCAAGGAUUAAAGUCAGAAGGUGUGAUGGAUUCGAAGAGCUCGGGAUUUUUGUUCUUCCCAUAUUUCAUAGAUUCUGUUGUAAUCCUUCUGCUUUCCAUUGUCGCUUCCAUCCCGCGUGUUUAAAUUAGUUACUGCGACAGCAUUUUUGACUCGAAAGAUGGCGUUAUUCGACCAUCCAAUGUUUGAUUGGCGCUAUGUUAUGUAAUAUUUCUCUUUAGUUAUAUUUCAGGAAUGUUUUCUUUCUACAUUUAACUAAAUAUGAAUUAUUGUUCGUCUGGA
This is a messenger RNA of Malus domestica (apple), 1472 nucleotides long. RefSeq names its product ribosome production factor 2 homolog. Gene Ontology annotation, cellular component: nucleolus. The record is from RefSeq and is a predicted model, not a curated record. NCBI's taxonomy places the organism in Eukaryota, Viridiplantae, Streptophyta, Magnoliopsida, Rosales, Rosaceae. Gene Ontology annotation, molecular function: rRNA binding. Gene Ontology annotation, biological process: ribosomal large subunit assembly; maturation of LSU-rRNA from tricistronic rRNA transcript (SSU-rRNA, 5.8S rRNA, LSU-rRNA).